Messenger RNA from Lasiodiplodia theobromae, 1020 nucleotides. RefSeq names its product putative vps9-ankyrin repeat-containing protein. The record is from RefSeq and is a predicted model, not a curated record. NCBI's taxonomy places the organism in Eukaryota, Fungi, Ascomycota, Dothideomycetes, Botryosphaeriales, Botryosphaeriaceae. Gene Ontology annotation, molecular function: catalytic activity. The transcript has a single exon. Bases 1 to 1020 code for a protein of 339 amino acids. Gene Ontology annotation, biological process: nucleoside metabolic process.
AUGUCAGACCCGAAGAAAUACACCGUCGGCUGGAUCUGCGCCAUCAAAACGGAGUACGUUGCCGCACGCGCAUUCCUCGACGAAAAGCACGAGCAAGCGGAGAGUGUAUCUCAAAACGACAACAACGGCUAUACCCUUGGGCGCAUUGGGCUCCAUAAUGUCGUCAUCGCUGUGUUGCCUCGGGGCGAGUAUGGCAACAACUCUGCUGCGGCUGUUGCAAGAGACAUGAUGCACAGCUUUCCCAAUGUCAGGAUCGGCUUGAUGGUUGGAAUUGGCGGGGGUGCGCCAAGCUCCGGCCAUGACAUCAGGCUGGGGGAUAUUGUUGUUAGCUCCCCCGGUGGCGGGACAGGAGGCGUGUGGCAAUAUGACUAUGGGAAGACCAUCCAGGAUCAGAAGUUCCACCACACAGGGUUCCUUGACCAACCACCCACGUCGUUGCGUACGGCUGUGGCUAACCUACAAGCAACCUACGAACUUGAAGGACAUGGCAUCAAAGCUGCAAUCGAACACGCUCUUAAAGACAAGCCGAAUCUCAAAAAGAAUUACGGUCGACCAGACGAAGCUAGCGAUCGACUGUUCAAGAGCGGAUUCGUGCAUCCACUGGAGAGCGGUAACAGUUGUGAAGACACUUGCAAUAGCAAUCCAUCCAAUCUGGUCUCCAGAAAACAGAGAGACGAAGAGGAAGAUGACCCUGCUCUUCAUUACGGCUUGAUCGCAUCCGCGAAUAAGCUGAUGAAAGAUGCUGUUAUCAGAGAUACGCUCGCCAGGGAACACAAUGUCCUGUGCUUUGAAAUGGAGGCCGCUGGACUUAUGAACCACUUCCCCUGCUUGGUCAUCCGCGGCAUCUGCGACUAUGCAGAUUCGCACAAAAGUAAGCGAUGGCAGGGAUUUGCAGCAAUGACGGCUGCUGCAUACGCCAAGGAUCUUCUUCACCACAUCGCGCCCAAUCGAGUUGAGGCGGAGGAGAAAUUUAGUGAAGCGUUGGACAAGAGUAAGGUUUUAAUCCCUGGAUCUGGGUAA